Molecule: messenger RNA, 1690 nt
Organism: Didymodactylos carnosus
Lineage: Eukaryota; Metazoa; Rotifera; Eurotatoria; Philodinida; Philodinidae
Source: the annotation of a GenBank genome assembly
UUAUGGCAAAUGUCGUAGGGGUACUGGCGAAUGUCAAUCUGGCGGAUGUCGUGUGGACAUUCGCCAGUCGCCAAUAUGGCGAAUGUCUAUUGGCGAAAGUUGAAUUGGCGAAACGCGACUUUACCCUUUGAGCUGAUAAUGAACAAUUUAGGGCUCUUAUUAUAAAUUCUAUAAUUUUGCAAAGAAAGGUUGUGUAGAGCGGGGGGAUGCUUCAUUUUAAUCAGAAAUUUACGCGCUACAAUCCUGAGUUGUUAAGGAAAGCUUGGGUCAUUUUUAGGGGUAUCUCAAAAACUGGUUUUCCGAAUAACUGGAUCUUCGAAGAGCUAUGGGGAAGCCCCAUGGUCAUAUUUGGAAUCAGCAUGGUCGAUACCCUAUAACCCACUAGAUAUCGAUCAAAAAGCGAUUUAUCACCUCGGGAGGUUCCCUCGUUAGCUCAAUUAGAAAAGCUCCAUCAGCGUGCGUGAGCUAAGAUCUAAAAAUGUGAAACCCCUUGAGAUGUAACCGGAAAUCUGGUUUUAGCAAAAAGGAGGAUUACUUUUUCUUAUUUUCCCGAGCUAUUUCUUGCCAUUAUACAGUUCAUAUCCUCUUUUCCAUGUGGAUAAAGAGAGGAGUUCCACAAGACUUAUCUAACGACUCUCAAAAGCAUAAAAAACAUAAAGCAUAAUUUUUCGCUAAUUUAAACUAAAGUAAUUAGAGAAAAUCCUUUCCCACUUUUUAUACUAAUCUGAAGCAUACCAGUUGUACUAUAUAUUGAUCUACUUUUUAGAAAAAAAGUCCCUUUCAGUUUUAAAGAUAUAGAACUGCCAAUAUCACAGAUUAAAAGUAUUUCUUAGGCAUGAGGUAACGACAAAUCAUCGAAAGUAUUUUCAUCGAACGACAUUUCGUCGAAAGAUUUUUCAUCGCACGGACUUUUCGUCGAGCGACUUUUAAUCGAAAGGUUUUUCAUCGCAUGAACUUUUCAUCGAAUGGCAUUUCGUCGCAUGAAUUUUCGUAGAUAACUGAACGAUAACCAUAAAGUAAAUAGACGCACAAGAAUAACUGAAAAAGUACUAUGAAUAAGGGUCGAAUUUUUCGACGGCGGCAUCUCAAAAUUCGGCUUACAUCUCUAUGCACACAUAUCAUACUGUUUGUUAUGCUCAAAAUCAAGACAUUCUAUCGCUGUCAUUUUUUUUAGUCUAUUGUUUUCAUUUUUUAAUUAUAAUACUAAUAAUAAUAGUAAUAAUCGUAAUAAUAAUAAUACUCUCAUUACAAGUAUGGCUAGUUUUUAUCAACUACUAAAGGCAAACGUUUACUGCGCUUUAAUGGUUAUGAAUAUGUAACUGAAAAAAAGUCCGGAGAAAAAACAUAUUGGAAAUGUAAAGAUUAUUGGUCAAAAAAAUGUAACGUUCGUAUUCAUACAUUAAAUAUUGAUGAUUCUAUUGUUCAACAACCAAAGUUCGACCAUGAUCAUCCUGCAGAUGCUGCCAAAAGUGAGGUUCGCGAUUUGAUGAAUAAUUUAAAAGACAGAGCGAAAACAAUUAAUGAGACCACCAAUGAUAUAUCAUCAGCUUUUAUGACUGGUGUUUCCGAAGAAGCAAGAGCCACUAUUCCUGAUCUCCAUCAUGUAAAACGUAAUAUACAAAGAGCACGUAUUACUGCUGAUUCAGCACCUGAACCACUUGAUCUAUAUUUUGAUCGUAUACCCAUAUAA